Fusarium subglutinans is the source of this 1899-nucleotide messenger RNA. RefSeq lists its product as uncharacterized. The record is from RefSeq and is a predicted model, not a curated record. Lineage: Eukaryota; Fungi; Ascomycota; Sordariomycetes; Hypocreales; Nectriaceae. The transcript is spliced from 3 exons. The coding region runs from base 1 to 1899 and encodes 632 amino acids.
AUGAGCUUCUUUUGGCUGCUUGACGAAGUUAUCACAUGGGUCAUUGACGACAACCCAAACGAACGCCUGACCUUUGGUCAUAUCGAAGGGCCUCUAGCUUCAGCCAAGGCAAUCCAACUCCCAAAGAAAAUCCUUGAAUCGCCUCGAAUUAUUGAUCACCGCCGUACCAUUAUUGUCCAGGUUCUUCCCGACUUCAAGAGGGAUGCAGUGGUCACAGGUCAAGGGUCUUGGUCACCGAACCUUCAACUCAAGAAAGGCCAACAUCAACCUACGCUGACGGUUGAGACAUACCGCGAAUAUGAACCCCACCCAGCACAGCCUGUGAUUCUCAAAGACGUACCAUCAGAUCUGCUUCGGUAUGGCACAGUGUCUAACGACUCUGGGAGUCUAUGCCUACGUUUUCGAGAUGCGAUGCAUGAUGCCGAGGACCAGGAUGAAGGCAACAUCGUGCCAUCACAAUGGGAUCCUUGGAUGACAACAUCCACCACAAAAGCGCACUAUCCUUCUAUUCCAGCACAGUUGAAACAGCCCGGAGCCCAACUACAGAUGAUUCAUAUGGAUGCAAACUCGAGAAUAGCUGAACUCUUGCCUUCCUGCUACAGUGUCAGCAUUUUUGCGAGUCCUACGAUUAGUCGAGUCAUCUUCGAUCGCCGCUCUCAUCAAUUAUUACACACGUUUCUGUGGAUCUCAGAGUCGGAAGAAAUUCAGCAGCUGUCUUGGCGUUUACGGGUUCAGAGUUAUCAUCCUCCUGAUGUUCUGUGCCUCGAUCACUUCCUCAAGCAUCGCGCGACAGAGCGUCGAAUGAAAAUCCGAAAUGAACAAGCCGAAGGGUUCAUGGCUGCCCUCCUAGAUUAUACCGAAUGGCCCCCUAGCGUUUGGGACUUGAUAAACAUCGUUCGAAAGAGAGAUGAUGUUUUCAAUCAUAUACGGGAUCGCUUUCUCUUCCAAGGACUUACGAUAAGUAGGGGAAAUACACCUCGAUUACCAAAUGCAUCAUUCAGCGCUGAUGCAUUCUAUCCUCUUUUGUCGCUGGUCGAUUACGACUCGCGUGUCGCCCAUUUCCUCACCCUGAAUACAACCCCUUUGGUCACCAUGAUAAAAGUACACCUUGCCCCGAUGUUAACCGCGGCAAAUGAAGCUCUGGAAAUACUCCAUGUCCAGAGACUUGACUUGAAAAUCAAGACCGCAAUACAAGGAUGUUUGAACCAAUGCUCUCUGGAAAACGACGCCGGCCCCUGGGUACAUCGCAGCACUCUGUGGGCAACCGCAGGCUUAGCGGGCAUGAUUGAUGCCGAUGAAACCGACGAACCGUGCCCUCGUGUCACUACCCCUUUGGCUGAGGGUAACAUUCGGGUUCUCACAGCUGCAUCCUCACGGUUUUCGGCAUUCGGUCGGGCCAUCCAUAGAAGCUUACGCGUGAACGAAAUGGAAGUACAGGAAUUAGACACCAUUCGGGCAUAUGCGAAUGAAGAAAACUACAACCAGGUAUCGCGUCACCUGCUGCAGGCGUAUUCACACCAAGUGGCCUUUGCAACCAAAACGAAAAGGAAAUUGGGAGGGAAGGAGUUGCCCAGGCUGUACGACUUUAUGACCAAGAAAUCUUUCCAACCCAACCUGAAUCUAGCGGUGAUUGAUUGGGACUACCUUUUCAGCCAAGAAAAGAGGGUAUAUGGUGUUUAUACGCAUCUGAAGCGCUUGGGAAAUGGGGGAACCACUGUUUGCAACUGGACUUGGAUUCCUGGUGGAGUAUGGGCCGAAGUCGAAGGAGAAAUGGAAAGGGUUCGGGCGAUGAAGGGAGUGCUCUUUGCUCAUCCUCAAGUUUCGUUGUGGUGGGACGUGCAGGUUAUUGUCAAGGUCACUCUCGAACUUGAGGCCACUCCCAAGUCAAAGACGUCGUAG